GAGCUUCCGUCCCGGGUAUGCGCGCGACUAUAAAAUCGGGCUCGUUCACUCACGCUGUAGCAGCCGACAGGUGAACAGCUAGUCGAAGAACGUCGAAGAACUUUGUGAUUUUUCUCUAUCACACCACUGAAUUAAGUAAAGAUGCCAGAACCUCAGGAAGCCCAGAUGGAUGAGGGCGAGGUUGAAACCUUUGCCUUCCAGGCAGAAAUUGCCCAACUGAUGAGCUUGAUCAUCAACACUUUUUACUCCAACAAGGAAAUUUUCUUGAGAGAACUUGUUUCCAACUGCUCUGAUGCUUUGGACAAGAUUCGUUACGAAUCUCUCACAGACCCAUCCAAACUGGAUGCCAGCAAAGACCUGCAAAUCCGAAUUGUUCCUGACAAGGAGAACAAGAUCCUUGUCAUUGAGGAUAGCGGUAUUGGUAUGACCAAAGCCGAUCUUGUCAACAACCUUGGUACUAUUGCCAAGUCUGGAACAAAAGCUUUCAUGGAGGCCCUGCAGGCUGGCGCUGACAUCUCUAUGAUUGGACAGUUUGGUGUGGGUUUCUACUCCGCCUACCUUGUUGCAGAGAGGGUGGUUGUCGAGUCAAAACACAAUGAUGAUGAACAGUACAUCUGGGAGUCAUCAGCUGGAGGGUCUUUCACCAUCAAAAGUUCAAAUGAUCCCAGCCUCCCACGUGGAACUCGAAUCACCCUUCACAUGAAGGAAGACCAAGCUGAAUAUCUGGAGGAGCGUCGCAUCAAGGAGAUUGUGAAGAAGCACUCCCAGUUCAUUGGCUACCCCAUCAAGCUGAUGGUUGAAAAGGAGAGGGACAAGGAGGUAUCUGAUGACGAGGAAGAUGAGAAGAAGGAAGAUGAAGAGAAGAAAGAAGAUGAGGAAGAGAAUGAGGAUAAACCCAAGGUAGAGGAUCUUGAUGAGGAUGAGGAUGAAGACAAAAGCAAAGACAAGAAAAAGAAGAAGAAGAUCAAGGAAAAAUACACAGAAGAUGAAGAGCUGAACAAGACCAAACCACUGUGGACCAGAAAUGCAGAUGAUAUCACCCAGGAAGAAUAUGCCGAGUUCUACAAGUCCUUGACAAAUGAUUGGGAGGACCAUCUUGCUGUCAAGCACUUCUCAGUGGAAGGCCAGCUGGAGUUCCGUGCUUUGCUGUUCCUGCCCAAGCGAGCUCCAUUUGACAUGUUUGAGAACAAGAAGAAGAAGAAUAACAUCAAGCUGUAUGUGAGACGUGUGUUUAUCAUGGACAACUGUGAAGACCUCAUUCCAGAGUACUUGAACUUUGUGCGUGGUGUAGUAGACUCUGAGGAUCUUCCUCUCAACAUAUCCAGAGAGAUGUUGCAACAGAGCAAAAUUCUGAAGGUUAUCCGUAAGAAUCUGGUGAAGAAAUGCAUGGAACUGUUUGAUGACAUCAUGGAAGACAAAGACAACUUCAAGAAAUUCUAUGAACAGUUCAGCAAAAACCUCAAGCUUGGUAUCCACGAAGACUCCACCAACAGAAAGAAGCUGUCAGAGCUGCUGAGAUACUACACUUCCCAGUCAGGAGACGAGGUGACCUCCCUGAAGGACUACGUGUCUCGCAUGAAGGAAAACCAGAAGAGCAUCUACUACAUCACAGGUGAAAGCAAGGACUCUGUUCAGAACUCUGCCUUUGUUGAGAGAGUGAAGAAGAGGGGAUUUGAGGUGAUCUACAUGACCGACCCUAUUGAUGAGUACUGUGUUCAGCAACUGAAGGAGUAUGAUGGCAAGACUUUGGUGUGUGUCACCAAGGAAGGUCUGGAACUGCCAGAGGAUGAGGAAGAGAAGAAGAAACUGGAGGAGGCCAAGGCUCAGUUUGAAGGACUGUGCAAGGUCAUGAAGGAGAUCCUUGACAAGAAAGUAGAAAAGGUUGUGGUUUCCAAUCGUCUGGUUACCUCCCCUUGCUGUAUUGUCACAAGUCAGUAUGGCUGGUCAGCCAACAUGGAGAGAAUCAUGAAGGCCCAGGCACUGCGAGAUACCAGCACUAUGGGCUACAUGGCAGCUAAGAAACACUUAGAGAUCAACCCAGACCAUCCCAUUGUGAAGACGCUGAAGGAGAAGGCAGAUGCGGACAAGAAUGACAAGGCAGUGAAAGAUCUGUGCAUGCUGCUGUUUGAAACCUCCCUCCUUGCCUCUGGCUUCUCCCUGGAAGACCCAACAUCACAUGCCAACAGGAUACACAGGAUGAUCAAGCUGGGUCUAGGAAUUGAUGAAGAUGAUAUCCCAUCAGAAGCUGCAGUAGAAACUGGCACAGAUGAGAUGCCACCACUUGAAGGGGAUGAAGAUGAUGCAUCAAGGAUGGAAGAGGUUGACUGAGCUGGUUUUCCUGGAAUAUAAAGACUCUUUAAUGUCAUUGUGAAACGUAUAUCUCCGCAUUGUGUACAUGAGCGGUGUACUUUUGUGGAAGUGCUAUUUAUUGUGAUCAUGAAGCAACUUUCAUACAUGUUCUAUUCCAAGAAAUUGCUGAUAGAGAAUUAUUGCAGAUUUCUUUACGUUCAUUUCACCACCUGAGUUGUAACUUCUGAAAGGUACAAUUAAAAGCCAUUUGUAUGUUUUUGAAGACAACUUUUGUACAUCAUUAUGUGUACCAUUAACACUUCUGUUGAAAAAUAAAAUCAUUUUUCAUAAUUUU
This is a messenger RNA of Haliotis rubra (blacklip abalone), 2644 nucleotides long. Its product is annotated as heat shock protein HSP 90-beta-like. Gene Ontology annotation, biological process: protein folding; protein stabilization; cellular response to heat. The transcript is spliced from 9 exons. The record is from RefSeq and is a predicted model, not a curated record. Bases 142 to 2328 code for a protein of 728 amino acids. NCBI's taxonomy places the organism in Eukaryota, Metazoa, Mollusca, Gastropoda, Lepetellida, Haliotidae. Gene Ontology annotation, molecular function: ATP binding; disordered domain specific binding; ATP-dependent protein folding chaperone. Gene Ontology annotation, cellular component: protein-containing complex; cytosol; perinuclear region of cytoplasm.